ACGUUUUACGGCAAAGCGCCAUUUUGGAAUGAGUCAUUUGUAACCGGUGACCAAAUUUGUGCCUGACUAACGUUUAUGUCAUAAAAAAGGAAUAUUUUUACUGGUUUAUACAGUUUGGAUUUGGGCGUGUAAGCAGACCAGACGUCACCACAAACUAUGGGUUUGCUGACGAUCCUGAAGAAGAUGAAACAGAAGGAGAAGGAAGUUCGACUGCUGAUGUUAGGUCUUGAUAAUGCAGGGAAAACUACAAUCUUGAAGAAGUUCAAUGGAGAGGACAUCAACACCAUUUCACCAACGUUAGGAUUCAACAUCAAAACACUGGAACACAGAGGGUUCAAGUUGAAUGUGUGGGAUGUGGGAGGGCAGAAGUCGCUGCGGUCCUACUGGAGGAACUACUAUGAGAGCACAGACGGGCUGAUCUGGGUGGUGGACAGUGCAGACAAGCGCAGAUUGGAUGACUGCAAAAAGGAGAUGCAGGCUCUACUGUUAGAAGAGAGACUUGCUGGUGCCACCCUUCUGGUGUUUGCAAACAAGCAGGACCUACCAGGGGCCCUACCCGCCCAGCAGAUCAGAGAGGUACUGGAGUUAGAUAACAUCACCACUCACCACUGGCUGAUCCAGGGCUGCAGUGCGGUGACAGGGGAGAACCUCCUACAGGGCAUGGACUGGAUCAUCGACGACAUCUCCUCCAGAAUAUUUACCAUGGACUGAUCGAACGUGAGGUUGCCAGUUUAUGAGAAGGAUGUAAUAUUCCCCACGUGGGUCUCCCUAAAACUUUGCACAACCUAACUGUAAAUAUCAAAAUGAUUGUAUAAUUUUGAAAUGUUAUGGUAAGAAGUAAGUUAGUUUACACUCAAAUGUAGGUCAAAUUUGUCUCAAUUGUUUGCCUGGUUAUUGUUAUUAUUAUAAUUGUCUUGCCAUGUGUCCAUAUUUUUGCAAAUUUUAUACAUUAUUUUGCAGGACUACAUGAGGUCUUUGAAAAGAACAUAUAUGAGUAGACCAAAUUUUUGUGUUGGGGACGACGAAAGUAUCCACAAUGUGUUCUAGAAAAGGGGUGACAUAUUGUAAAGAAUUACUACCUUCCACCAAGGACGUUAACCUCCUUGCUUACACUAUGGAUGCGGUCAUUUGUGUAGCAAAUUAAUGUCUAUCUUAGUGUCUGAUUGGACACUGAAAAGUUUGUACAAUAAAUUGUGGUAGAUUCAAUGCAGUGAAUCAGUCAUGAAAUGAAAGCUGGCGUGAUCGACUGAAAAUUGUUGGAACAAAACUUUUACAACUAUAAUUGUGGAUUCUGCCAACACAGAUAAGCUUUUAGUUGAAUAAAUUGUUUUAUUCACCUCCA
Molecule: messenger RNA, 1342 nt
Organism: Branchiostoma floridae (Florida lancelet)
Lineage: Eukaryota; Metazoa; Chordata; Leptocardii; Amphioxiformes; Branchiostomatidae
Product: ADP-ribosylation factor-like protein 2
Exons: 5
Coding region: 157-711 (184 amino acids)
Biological process (GO): protein folding
Cellular component (GO): cytoplasm; microtubule cytoskeleton
Molecular function (GO): GTPase activity; GTP binding
Source: RefSeq, a predicted model, not a curated record